UUUUUAUUUUUGUGUCGUUGUCGCUUAACAGGUACAUCACAGGAUGUUUAUGCUUUCAGAAUAUAUUACGAUCUGUCGUGAGAGUAAAUAAGAAAAGUGCAGUGAUUAGUGAAUACUUAAACUUGACAGAUGAGCGGGUGUGAGAAAGGACCGCUCUAAUAGACAAUCAAAAAGUUGAAUGAAAUUUCAGAAAAUGUUGAAUUAUCGAUGUUGAUUCCCAUUAAGAUCUAUGGAAUAAAAAAAAAUACAAAUGUACAAACCAAACUCAAUACAAUUCUGCAGGAAGAAGAAUUGAGAAUUGGAUUACGCAGAAGGAUAUAGAGGAAAAUAAACCAGGAUGAGGUUACACACGAGGAAAAUCAUCAAGAGUUUUGUUUACCUUCUCGCGGGACUGUUCGCCUUCAAACUUGUCAUCGAACGGUCCGACUACGAGAACCAGAGGAGGCGGGCGAGCGCUCGUCACGAGACCCAGGAAGUUCAACAUGACCUUCUCGAUCAAGGUCAGCAGCUCCUCCAAGCACACGACAAGGAAUACGAAGAAGAAAUCGUCGAAGAAGGGGAGAACGAGGGAAUACGCGAUAUAGAGGAAUUAGCGGAGAGCUACGAAUAUGAUAAAGAAGAAGAAGAUGGUGAUGAUAGCCCCGUGGAUCUCGAGGACGUGAUAGAGCCUGUAGAAGGAGGUGCGGAGGCGCCCUCAGACAAGAACACGCAGGAGGACUUAGACUUUUUUGCGGAGAGGGAAAAGGUGUACAAGGAGCGCAGGGAACGAGUGCAGCAAGUGUGCCAAGACCUCCAGGGCAGCGGGUCGUACGGUUCCAUUGACCACUGCCCCCUCAAGCGGCUGCGGUGGCUCGUGUCGCACAGCCUGCUCAUGUGCUUCAAUGCCAAGGUAGGGACGUCAACGUGGACCCAGUACUUAAUGGAAGCAGGUUUCCCGGGGGUUCUGAAAAACUCCACGCACUGGCACUACACAGCUGAGCGCUACCUGAAACCCCCCUAUAAAAGAUACAGCUCGGCGGCAAAGGAGAUGUUAAAGGACUUCGGGAAAGUGGUGAUCGUCCGAGAUCCUUUCGCCCGGAUCGUCUCAGCCUACCUGGACAAGAUCGCCACUCGCUCCUUCGCCAAACUGAGCCGCUACAUCAUCAGGAACUACCGCACGACCCCGUCGGCCAACGCCACCAGAGCCCCGAGCUUCGAGGAGUUCGUCAGGUUCCUGGUGGAGCAAACGUCCUCCUCCGACGGCGUCUGGAAGAAACUGGAGACUCGAACCGACCGCCACUGGUUCCCUUACUACGCUAACUGCUUCCCCUGCGACCUCGACUAUGACGUCAUCGCUACUAUGGAGACCAUUCAUGAGGAUACGCGAUACAUCAUGCAGAAGUACAAACUGGGGCUCUCAGACACGAUUUGGGGCAACCACAGAGCCUCCACGUCUUCUGAGGAGAAAGCUCUUACUCUCUUCAAGGCUCUUCCGCGCAGCCUGACCUUGGCGCUCUACCAACGAAACCGCGUAGAUUUCCACAUGUUUGGCUAUUCUGUUGAUAAAUAUUUAUUCCCUUCCUCUGACGUAUAAUCAUAGUCAUUAUUUUAAGUAGAAUCUGCUCUGACGUACGAUCAUAGUCAUUAUUUUAUUUUAAGUAGAAUCUGUGCACCACAUACCUAAAAUUAAGGGUUGGCGGUAUCUAGUAACGUCACAGUGUUUUGGCGGGAUUUGUAAAUAUGGCAUAUGGGUGAAUAUAAAAUAUUAUAUGUAUAUAGCGCAUGUGGACGAGACUCUUGUGUGAAAUAUAUUGGUGAAGA
Messenger RNA from Penaeus vannamei (Pacific white shrimp), 1800 nucleotides. Its product is annotated as carbohydrate sulfotransferase 11. The record is from RefSeq and is a predicted model, not a curated record. Gene Ontology annotation, biological process: carbohydrate biosynthetic process. Lineage: Eukaryota; Metazoa; Arthropoda; Malacostraca; Decapoda; Penaeidae. Gene Ontology annotation, cellular component: membrane. Gene Ontology annotation, molecular function: sulfotransferase activity.